Messenger RNA from Branchiostoma belcheri (Belcher's lancelet), 2024 nucleotides. Its product is annotated as NXPE family member 3-like. The transcript has 4 exons. Bases 232 to 1626 code for a protein of 464 amino acids. Lineage: Eukaryota; Metazoa; Chordata; Leptocardii; Amphioxiformes; Branchiostomatidae. The record is from RefSeq and is a predicted model, not a curated record.
GGACCUUCCUUCGUUCUAUCACUCUGCUUCUUUUUCUCUGCAAUCGCUAUCAUCGCCUACAACAUUAGAACGGUGGGGGUUAACAACCAGAAGAACCGGCGACCGGUUUUCCUUCAACCUGCGUGUAAAAGACAAAGAAUAUUGGAGACAAAGCCCAUAGCUUCACCAGUCAAAGUUUCUUCUAAUAAACUCAAUCCAAUUGACCUAAAUCUUGUCACCACUGCUGCCAACAUGUCGGUAUCUGUAGUCAACCCCCAGACUGUAUAUCAAGUUGGAGAAACGCUUUCACUGAAAAUCGUGGCUCGAGAUGCAAACGGACGGCCGAAAUCGCACGGAGAAGAUUUCCUUUUGACAAAGCUUCACACAGAAUCUCCGACAGAGGCCUGUACGUCUGGUAAGAUAACAGACCACGGAGAUGGUACUUACGUAGCCACGUUUCUUCUACCCUUGUCUGGAAGUUUUUCUGUGUCAGUCAUACUGAUACACCCAAGCGAAGCAAUCCAACUCCUAAAAAGGAUCCAUGACAUCUAUUCGGACAGACGCAACACCUGGUGUCAGUUUUACGAUCGGAAAGCCAAAAUUAAGGAAUGGACGAGAUGUAUCUUUUACCCAAACUACAAGGUUGACCCUGAAGAGGUGUGUGAUUUUUCUAAGCCGGCCCCAAAUGCUACCUGGUACUGCGGAAAGCCAAAAGGGAUCGCCUGCGAGACAAUCAUGAAAUGCAAAAACAAUAAAACGGCCGACCAUGCCCUCGUGGAUUCGGGCAAGUUGGUUUCCCCAGACGAGGCUCAACUGUUCAACAUAUCUCGGGUAAAUAAGGAAAUUCCAAAUAACAUCAGGAUUACUAUUAAAAACAAAGGUAGCCAGUAUGGACCCCGGAAACUGGAAGGACUUCCCUUGCCAACCUGCGGCCCUCAUCUACCGAAGACCAAAUCUGAGGGAUACUGGUACAACAAAACCUGGACUUCUCUCAGGUGCCAGGCAUCACAUUUCUCCUCCUCACCGUCAACCUACAGAUGUAUGGAGAACAAAACCUUCUACGUAUUUGGCGAUUCCACAGCACGACAAUACAGAGACUAUCUAAACAAAUUAGUCGACAAAAUGAAUGUCCAGUUGCCCAAUGAUGUGAAGGAAACAGAAGACAUUCAUGACAGUAUAAAGGUUAAUUUCACACUGCAUAACUAUCCUCGUACACAUCCUACAAGAAACGCUAUGAGCGAAAAGUAUGCUGUAGAUAUAAUUGACGGACUUGUGGGUGGGCCAGAUGUGGUCAUCAUUUUUGGCAUAUGGGCACACUACGCUGCUGUACACAUAGAGACGUUUCGUGCACGUGUGUACGGAAUUCGUAACGCCGUCGAACGUUUACACGCCAAAUACCCUGAAACGAAGGUCAUAUGGCGAACCAGUAACAUGCGGGAGCACGAGUCAUUGUUGUACUAUCUAUUCUACAAUAAUUGGUAUGCGUAUCAAAUAAUGCUUGAAGCCAAGCGUAUUCUUGGCGGUCUGAACAUCUACGUUAUGGAUGUUUGGGAGAUGUCGGUGUGUACUGGGUACGAAUUACAUCCAGUUCCUAAUGUAAUAAAGAACCAUUUCGAUUUAGUGUUUUCCUACAUAUGCCGGGAGUGACGGGAAGAGAUAUACCAGUCAGUUAAACUACCAUCUAUAUUCACUUUAUUACAUUGACUACCCUACAUGUAAAUGUGGUUAUCAUAGUGAAACACUACUUUUCGUUUUGGUUUUGGUUUUUUGGUUUACGCACCUUGUAAUUAUGCAUGUAUUUUGUAAAUGUAUUUUACACUCGCUUUAUGUUUUUGAGCAGGUGUUAUAUAAGCAACUUGUGCUUUUCCCAAUACUCAAUAAACAUAUUCGAAUAAAAUAAAAUAAAGAAUACAAAUAGAAGCUUUUAGAUCAGGAAAAUGUCGCCUUUUGCUAGAUGAAUACAUCUUUGGGGUAAACCUGCAAGUAGAGCACUGAGAAGAGAACAACAAUAUGGUUGUUAAUAUAAAUAACUAAAUAAACAAAUA